AACACACUUGCAUUGAGAAGCUGUUUGUCAUUUAGGUUGCACUUGGUUUCAAGUUUUAUAAAGUUUUCUAAGUUAUUUCAAGUAAUAUGGAGUUUUUUCUAGUCUUCAAAGCUUACGUCAUCAUCUAUCUCAUAUCGUUUCCAUGUAGACAAGUGAAUGGAGCAAUCGAUUACACUGAACAUAAAGUGGUAUCGAGGAGAGAUGGCAACACUGUGACUAUCUUUGUUGGUAAAGAAAGACAUAUUAUUUUUAAUUCAAGACAAGAGUUUCCUGCGGAUUUAACUAAAGCAGUGUGCUUUCAACUGGAUGAGAAGGCAGCCAAUUCCCUGCCAAUAGAUCCAAUGCAAUUUAUACUUUUCAAUGAGGAUAACAGUGAAAAUUCAAUGGCUAGCUAUUUUUCUCAUCAGUCCACCAGAAUAUUCUCAUGCCAGACAGAAGGCUUGUUUGUGUUUCUUCAUGUGGAAAGGACAUACAAAUACGAUACCGCUGGAAAUACUGCUGUGAAAAGUAUAAAAUAUAAUUCGGAUGUAUUGAAAGUUCAAAAUGUGAUUUCAAGACUGCCUUCUUGUCUUGCUUCCAUUCCAAAAAGUGUAGAAGUGAGAGAAAAAACUUACAGAGAGCAUGGAGACAUCAUAAAAUCUUCAGAAUGA
Molecule: messenger RNA, 650 nt
Organism: Nilaparvata lugens (brown planthopper)
Lineage: Eukaryota; Metazoa; Arthropoda; Insecta; Hemiptera; Delphacidae
Exons: 4
Coding region: 87-650 (187 amino acids)
Source: RefSeq, a predicted model, not a curated record